This is a messenger RNA of Tetrahymena thermophila SB210, 1365 nucleotides long. Its product is annotated as choline-phosphate cytidylyltransferase. Lineage: Eukaryota; Ciliophora; Oligohymenophorea; Hymenostomatida; Tetrahymenidae. Gene Ontology annotation, molecular function: ethanolamine-phosphate cytidylyltransferase activity. The transcript has 8 exons. The record is from RefSeq and is a predicted model, not a curated record. Gene Ontology annotation, cellular component: cytoplasm. Gene Ontology annotation, biological process: phosphatidylethanolamine biosynthetic process.
AUGAGCUAGGUAGACAGCGAGUUCUUGGUUUUAUUUUUAAAUCAAUUAGUUAAUAACGAAGUUUUUGCAGAAAAGGGUUUCAUUAAAAAGCUCUAGUUAGUUGCAGAAAGCAUUUAGAAUGAUUAGGCUUAAAAGAAUGUUGAUAUUGCUAUCUCUUCUUUAAAGUAAUUUAUACAAAAAAAUAUGGAGGAGUUCAAGGAAAAUGAAGAGCUCAAGAUUUUAUCACCCAUGAAAUAGCUCAAAGUCAAACGUUUGUAUGUAGACGGAUGCUUUGAUCUCAUGCAUUCAGGUCAUUUCAAUGCCAUAAGAUAGGCUAAAUAAUACUGCGAAACUCUUGUUGUUGGUGUCAUUGCCCAAGAAGAAAUCACCAAGAGAAAAGGUCCUCCCGUUCUCAGUUAUGAAGAAAGAGUUGGAAUCGCUAAGGCUUGUAAAUGGGCUGACGAAAUCUGCGAACAUGCUCCUUAUGAUCCAACUAUUGAGCUUAUUGAUCGUCUCAACUGUAGUCAUGUCGCCCACGGAGACGAUAUGAUCGUUGGACCUGAUGGCUGUGAUGCUUAUUCCCCUUUUAAGAUCUCAAACAGAAUGAUAACUUUCAAGAGAACUGAAGGUAUUUCUACCACUGAUAUCGUAGGUAGACUUCUAUUGAUGACCAAGAAUUAAUAGAGUAUUGAAAUAAAAAAAAUUCGUAAAUUAAGUGGAGAACAAGGAAUUACAGCAAGCAAAAUUGAAUCUUUGGAAAACACAACUAACAUUAAAGAAGUUGAUGAAUCUACUGCUGUCAAACUAAAACUUUUGAACACCACAAAGAGAAUUAGAUAAUUCAGUUAAGGAAACAGAGAACCAAAAGAAGGAGAUAAAAUUGUUUAUAUUGAUGGCUCUUUUGAUAUGCUUCAUAUUGGCCACAUUGAAACUUUAAAGAAAGCCAAAGAACUCGGAGACUACCUUAUUGUUGGUUUACAUGAUGAUGAAACUGUUUAGGAAAAGAAAGGAAGCAAUUAUCCUGUUUUGACCCUUUAAGAAAGAGUUCUUAAUGUUUUGGCUAUGAAGUAUGUUGAUGAAGUUAUUAUUGGUGCUCCCUGGUAGCCAACAGAAUAAUUAAUAAAGCAAUUUAACAUCAGUAUAGUUGUUGAAGGAACAAUGACUAAGCUAAAAGAAAACAAGCCAGAAGUUAUUGAACAAGAUCCUUAUUUAGUUCCCAAAAAAUUAGGUAUUUUCAAGCAAAUCGAAUCCUCAAACGACAUGACCACUGAUAAAAUAGUUGAAAGAAUCAUUGAAAACAGAUUGAGAUUCCUUGAAAUUUACAAUGUCAAAAACAAAAAGUAAGACUUGUACUAUGAAUAAGAAAGAAAAGUUAAAGAAGUCUGA